Plasmopara halstedii is the source of this 1284-nucleotide messenger RNA. RefSeq names its product Transferase. The transcript has a single exon. The record is from RefSeq and is a predicted model, not a curated record. Lineage: Eukaryota; Oomycota; Peronosporomycetes; Peronosporales; Peronosporaceae. Gene Ontology annotation, molecular function: acyltransferase activity, transferring groups other than amino-acyl groups. The coding region runs from base 1 to 1284 and encodes 427 amino acids.
AUGGAGAGCAUCGGCAUCAUGAUUCUGUACAUCUUCCCCCCUCCCACUUCGACCCACUUCGAUCUUAAAAGGCUGCAUUCGUCAUUCAUUUCUCUCGUUGAUCACGACUAUACAUUUUUGAUUGGAAAGUUUCACGUUGACCCCACAACGGGAAUUGCUUGUGUUAAGCAGACAGCAGAGUCUGUACGAGUGGGGGCCACUGGAAUCCGAUUUGAAAUGGAUCCGCAAAAUCCGUUGACGACAGAGUUGGCAACUCGGAAACUUUCAUUGGAUUUAAUGCCCACUACUCGCGACAAGGAAGAGCUGUUUUGUGUUAAGGCAUCGCUGCUCACGGAUGGAGGCAUGACUAUUGGUAUCGAUGCUACUCAUGUUCUGUUCGAUGCAGAAGCUUUUUCUACAUUUAUGAAAGGCUGGGGUCAAUAUUACAGCGGCGUCAAGCCAGAUGAGAGACUUGUUGUAAAUCAUGAUCGAUACUUGCUAAAUGGGACGGGGAAGCCAUCUGAGAUGCAACAUUUAGAGUUUCAGGCGAAGGCAACAGAGAAAGCUAGAGACGAAGCUCAACUUCUCACUCAGGCACCACCCCCAUCAGCCCAACACUUUUUCCAUUUUAAUUCGAAAAUGAUGAAGAGAAUCAAGGAGGUGGCAAGUAAUGUUGAAGGAAAAGGUAGCAAUCCUUCAGAGGUAUCGUAUGUCAGCACAGUCGACGCAAUUACGGCUCUGAUGACCAUUUUGAUCUCAAGAGCUCGUGGUCAUGGCCAUGAUGUAAAAAUUACGACCUGUGUAAAUGCCCGGCGCCAUCUACACCCUCCGCUACCCCAGAACUAUGUUGGAAAUGCCAUUUUCAAUGCAUUGUCGAUGUACCAAAAUAGUGAGUUGCAACCGCAGCCAGAGGACAUUGAACUCGUCUCUCCUGCAAUUCUUUCAAGGCUCGCUCGACGUGUUCGGAGCUCAAUUGUUCAAUGUAACGAAAAGUACAUGCAAGACACGAUCAACUUUUUGACUGAGCAGAAAAGUGUCAUUGAUAUGAAGAUAGGAACAAAUUUUGUGUUUGGUCCCGAUCUCUUUUUUACUUCUUGGUUACAUUUGGGUAUGUAUGACGCCGAAUUUGAGGAUGUUCACCCUGUGUACGCAUGUGUUCCUCAAAUGCCAGACUUCGAUGGUUUGGUCAUACUCACUGAAGCCCGAAACGGAGAAGAAGGAAUUGACAUGGUUGUUUUUCUCGAGUGCAAUGCGAUGGAGAAGCUCAAGAUAAUGCUCAACAACAUUUCGUACCUUUAUGAUUAG